GUGAUUAUUAGAGUAACUGACAUUUUAUUUAGCCUUAGCCCAGAUCUCAAAAUAUUUCCUUUCUCCCCUUUUCCUAUCAUUUCAUUUUCUUUUCCUCACAAUGUUAAACCCACUUUUCAAAUAUGGCUCUCGUCGUCUCCAUAACAUCAAGCCUGCAGCCGCAGCCGCAUCUGUAUACGCCGAUACCCUCCUCCAAGACUGGAAAUCGCAAUCGCAAUCGCGUGAAUCCUUAAUCCGUUCACAAUUCCUCGAUAUAAAUCAACUCCGCAGAUUAAAUGCUACGCUUCCUUUUCCUAGUGUCUUUGCCGCUCCCGCCACUACCGCUACCCAUAAGAUUCCCGUUCCCAUUCCUCCAUGUCACCAUCUUGUAUAUUUCACUCCAUCGGAUGCCGAGCAUAAAUUGGGACCUGAUGGAUCAGAUAGGAUAUUCAAUCCGCCAGGACCUUUUACAAGAAGAAUGUGGGCUGGAGGGGAAUUGGAAUGGGUUAGUGGGAAUGAGCUAGCUGUGGGACAGAAGGUAGUGGAGAAGACGAAGUUGGAAAGUGCCGAGGCGAAGAGGACGAGAAAUGGAGAGGAUAUGCUGGUUGUGAGGGUGGAGAAGAAGUUUGAGAAUUCGGAAGGACUUGCGCUUGUGGAUCGAAGGUAUGUGACACUUAUUUUGCUAUGAUGUUGCAUUCAAAAGAAAGUUAUACACAUGGAGUGGAGAUGAGGUAGAUUUGUUUUCAUAAUUCUGUAACUGACUAUACAUACUAAUUCAACGCACAACCAGGAAUUGGAUAUUCAGGCGAGCAAUUGAUCCGAGUAAUCCCCUUCCUCUUCCACCAUUACCUCUUCGUACUCCAUUUCCCUCCGCCCCAUACAUGCGCGAUAUCACUCAUACCUCCGUAUCCCUAUUCCGUUUCUCGGCUCUAACGUUCAACGCGCAUAAAAUACAUUAUAACCGUGAAUGUUGUCGGGGAGUAGAGGGACAUCGGGAUUGUGUUGUGCAUGGUCCGUUGAAUUUGAUACAUAUGGUUGAUUUCUGGAGAUAUGUUAUAGAAGAGAAAGAGGGAAAAGCUACAGGGGAUCAUAUUGGUAAAGUAAUAUUGCCCAAAAAAGUCACAUAUAGAGCUACGAGUCCGCUUUAUGUAGGAGAGGAAUAUAGGAUAUUGAUGGAUGAGGAAAAAGAAGGGGUCUCUGAGAUGAAGAUUGUAGAUGGAUUUGGGAACGUGGCCAUGGUAGGUAAAAUUGAACGUUAGUGAUGUUUAUAUUGUGGAAGAUUGUUAAAGUCCGAGAAGAUGUUGUGUUGCUGCAACUAUAUCGGACAAUAUAGAGUACAGUAUAUCCCAUUGUAUAUAUCCUUGCACUCAUCUUAGCUUCAGGAUGUUGUGUGCAUCUUCCCUCGCCUGUACCUUCUCGUCCAACCAGACUAUCGAACCUUCACGUAUGCAGCUUUUAGCCAGGAUUU
Molecule: messenger RNA, 1447 nt
Organism: Sclerotinia trifoliorum
Lineage: Eukaryota; Fungi; Ascomycota; Leotiomycetes; Helotiales; Sclerotiniaceae
Source: the annotation of a GenBank genome assembly